AUGAGAAGCCUUUCAACCUUCCUCUCGCUGCUGCGCCUGGCAGAAUGGGUAACGCCAGCCCAAAGCGAGGCAACACCAUCAAGCAACACGGCCGCGAAGCCGUGCUCCCCCGACACCUUUGUAUUCCCCACGGAGCUCGAGCGCGCAAACCUCGUGGGCAUAACAGCGGCCGAGGUCAGAGACCUGACGUUCAACCCAUUGACACCAGAGGGUCGCGCAGCCAUCCCGCCGACGGGUGUCAGCUUCUGCAACGUGACGGUCAAGUACGUCCACACGGGCUUCGAAGACGUCACGCAGGUGCAGAUAUGGCUUCCAUCUGCCGAGGCGUGGAACGGACGGUUCGUGGGCGUCGGAGGAGGAGGGUACUCGGCCGGGCAGUUUGGGAGCGAAAAGGUCGUUGCGACGCUGGCGCAGGGAUAUGCGACAAGCUCAACGGACGCCGGGCACGAUCAUACGACGUGGGAAGAGGCGCCUUGGGCGUUGAAGAAAGAUGGCACGGUCAAUGAGCGAUUACUCGUGAACUACGCCCACGUCUCGGUGCACGACAUGACCAUCAUCGCCAAGUCGAUUGUAACGCAAUACUACUCUCGGACGCCAGAGUACUCGUACUGGAGCGGUUGCUCGACGGGUGGCCGGCAGGGCGUCAUCGAAGCGCAGCGAUAUCCGGGAGACUACGACGGCAUCCUCUCCGGUGCACCGGCCGUGAACCAGCCAAGUCUCAUCAUCAGCACGUACUGGCCUCAGUUCGUGAUGAACCAAAAGGGGGUGUACCCGCAUAUCUGCGAACUGAUUCUCAUGACGCAGUUCGCGAUCGACGCAUGCGACGAGCUUGACGGCGUAAAGGACAACAUCAUUGCGGACCCAGAUAAGUGUGCAUUCGAUCCGGCAAGCGUUGUCGGCAAGGAGCUCGAUUGUGGGAACAUGAAGAUGGUCAUGUCGGCCGCAGCAGCUGAUGUCGCGCGGGAGAUCUGGCGGGGCCCACACGGCGCGGACGGGAAACCGCUCUGGCUGCCAAAGGGGUAUCCAGUCGGCGCACCCUUCACAGGCCGCUUCGGGCUCGGUAACACAAACUGCAGUGUACCGGACGCGCCGUGCGUCGGUCGGCCAUUCCAGAUGUCGGUGGCAUGGAUCCGCAACCUCGUGCACAAGGACCCGAGCUACGACGUUAACGGCAUGACGUUUGCCGAUCUUGAGGCGGCAUAUGAGACUAGCAGGCGGGAGUUUGACAGCAUUAUCGGGGCAAACAAUCCAGACUUGUCCGAGUUCAAGAGACUUGGGCGUAAGAUGAUUAGCUGGCACGGGCUGGCCGACGAGUGUGUAACGAUGCGCACGUCGAGGGACUAUUACGACCGGGUGCUGGCGGUGGACGCUGCCGCGGAUGGGUAUUAUCGCCACUUUGAAGCGCCGGGAGUGUACCACUGCUAUGGGCUGAAUGGAACGUUUUACCCGCUGAAGGGGUUGGAGACGCUGCGAGCUUGGGUCGAGGAGGGGAAGACGCCGGCUGUGAUGGACGGGUUUAAGCUAAGCGGAGGCAACGAUAGCGCGGCGCCGACGAGACCGUUGUGCGCAUAUCCCGCGACUGUCAAGUUUGUCGGUGGCGAUGCGGAUAAGAAGGACUCGUGGAUCUGCGAGAAGCGAUCAGCAAGUUGCCCGAAGCCAGAGUGGAACAGGGACGAGUUGUAG
Messenger RNA from Colletotrichum paranaense, 1683 nucleotides. RefSeq names its product tannase and feruloyl esterase. The transcript has 2 exons. The record is from RefSeq and is a predicted model, not a curated record. Bases 1 to 1683 code for a protein of 560 amino acids. Lineage: Eukaryota; Fungi; Ascomycota; Sordariomycetes; Glomerellales; Glomerellaceae.